Molecule: messenger RNA, 1262 nt
Organism: Lathyrus oleraceus (garden pea)
Lineage: Eukaryota; Viridiplantae; Streptophyta; Magnoliopsida; Fabales; Fabaceae
Product: abscisic acid receptor PYL8
Exons: 3
Coding region: 273-869 (198 amino acids)
Biological process (GO): abscisic acid-activated signaling pathway
Cellular component (GO): cytoplasm; nucleus
Molecular function (GO): signaling receptor activity; protein phosphatase inhibitor activity; abscisic acid binding
Source: RefSeq, a predicted model, not a curated record
UUCAUUUAUAUAAUUAAAUUAAAAAAAAUCUCAAGAUAAUAAGUGAUAGAGAAGAGUUGUUGGUGGUGGAUGACGGUGCACUCUUGUUCCUCUGAAAAUAACCGCUCCUUUCUUUUUUCGUCAACUUCUCGAUUCUCGAACCUUCCAUUCGGAUAAACUCGCCGCACGGAUUUCGGAGCUCCGAUCGUGGAAUCAGGAUUGACUCUUCGUUGUAGAUUCGAUUCCGUCGUGCACCGUCGUGGUUUUAACGGUGGCGUUUACGUUUAUUGGCGAUGGAGAAAAUGAACGGGACCGGAAACGGAGGGUUUAGCAGCACGGAGAUGGAAUACAUUAGACGACACCAUAAUCAAGAGCCAGGGGAGAAUCAGUGCGCGUCUGCACUUGUUAAGCAUAUCAGAGCUCCCGUUCCUCUUGUAUGGUCUUUGGUGAGAAGAUUUGAUCAACCUGAGAAAUAUAAACCAUUCGUGAGCAGGUGUGUGGUGAGGGGAAACCUUGAGAUUGGGAGUUUAAGAGAAGUUGAUGUUAAGUCAGGGCUUCCUGCUACAACUAGUACUGAAAGAUUGGAGGUUCUUGAUGAUAAUGAGCAUAUUCUUAGCAUCAGGAUUAUUGGUGGUGAUCAUAGGCUUAGGAACUACUCGUCUAUCAUGUCCCUCCACCCAGAAAUUAUUGAUGGAAGACCAGGAACCCUGGUAGUCGAAUCUUUUGUGGUAGAUGUGCCGGAGGGGAAUACCAAAGAUGAGACCUGCUACUUCAUUGAAGCCUUGAUUAAGUGCAACCUCAAAUCACUUUCAGAUGUCUCGGAAGGGCAUGCUGUGCAGGACCUCACUGAACCACUUGAUCGGAUGCAGGAGUUGUUGAUAAGUGGCUGAGAACUUGGCUGCCACGGAUGAAGUUUCGGGGGCUUCCCUAUCUUGGAGGCUUAGGAGACAGACUGGCAAGUGGAAAUGGGGCUUGUUUCAUAUGUUAUAGACUUGUAGAAUUGCUCAUUUGGUCUCUGCUUUGUUAAUGUCUGUUAUAUAUAUGCUGAUUUUUCUCUUUAGUAGUGUUAAAGAACAGAAUAUUUUAGACAGGUGUCUGAAUCCGGUGCAGUAAAAGUUGAAGAAGGACCGUGUGCUUCAGUGUGGUCUUCGUGUCAUGUUCUUUCUGUAUAUAGCUGCUGGUGAAAGUUGGUCUGUAGAAUUGUUUCAAUUAGUUGCCGUAAAAUUCUAUCAUUUAGCUGAGGGUACUUAUAUAAACAGAUCUCAGACUAUUUCUUUGUUUCA